Messenger RNA from Schistocerca gregaria, 3702 nucleotides. RefSeq names its product paraplegin (gene Spg7). Gene Ontology annotation, biological process: protein-containing complex assembly; mitochondrial protein processing. The coding region runs from base 623 to 2866 and encodes 747 amino acids. Gene Ontology annotation, cellular component: membrane; m-AAA complex. Gene Ontology annotation, molecular function: ATP-dependent peptidase activity; zinc ion binding; ATP binding. The transcript is spliced from 11 exons. The record is from RefSeq and is a predicted model, not a curated record. Lineage: Eukaryota; Metazoa; Arthropoda; Insecta; Orthoptera; Acrididae.
AAAGCUGACCCACUGGGACGUUUUGUGUGUUGGGAAACCUCUUUUGUCCUGUGUCAAGAUGAGGUAAACGAUCAAGGGUAGGGGCCUAUUAAUCAUCGACAGUUCAAAAGUAUGACGAAUAACAAUGCCGUUAGGGAAAUGGAAGCAGGGCACAGGACAGAACACUAGAUGUGUGUUGUAAGUCUUGUGUUCUAAACAAUUUUAUUUAAUAAUAUGAAAGAUAUUUAUAUAUGUCUAUCUUACAAGAUGCAGACUCUUUUACGCUCUUUGCUGCAAUGGAAGUAUUUAUUAUCGUUUUUAGGCGUUAAUGUGAUGACUUUCAAUAAAUCAAUGUUUUUGAGCUAAGAAAAACUUGAGUUAUUCCUAAAUAAUCAAAUAGGUUAUGGACCAUGUGUGCUACUGCUUAAUUUAAAGUGAAUUGAAGAAACACAAGUUGUAAGUUUCGUACACAAAUUCAGUGUAAAUUUUCAAAUUAGCAUAUUGUGACUUCUGUAUGUAGGAAUAACUUUCGAAGUCAGUUUGUGAAUUUCAACAAUGGAUUCGUCAUGGGUGAUAAUAUUUGGUUUACUGGAAGGGCAAUCAAACUGGAAUUUAUGGAAAUAAAAAGCAAGUGUCUAUCUACAUGGUAUUCCCAAAGCACUUGAUGUUACUGAAGAAACCUGCAGAAUUUAUCAUCAGGAAACAAAAGGACCUGAGAACAAUAAAAAGAGAAUACACUGCAGUUCUCAAGCUUAUACAAAGAUCCCAACCGAAGACUCUUGGCACCAGCAACAACUUCAUCAGAUGUCUACACACAUCAAGACCACAAUCUCAACAGCCAGGAAAGAAACCUGAUAAAGAUGAAGAAGACGACAAGAUAUCGUCUUUACUUGUAAAAGCAUUUCUUUGGAUGCUGACUGCAUACAUGCUAAUAGCAAUUGUUUCCCUGCUAUUUCCAAGCAGUAACCAGCCCGAGGUAAUAAGAUAUGUGUCAUGGAAUGAAUUUGUUCAUCAUAUGCUGGCCAAAGGCGAGGUAGAAGAAGUCAUUGUCCGGCCAGAUGUGGAUAUUGUUACAAUUGUGCUGCAUGAAGGAGCUAUCAUUAAAGGGAAAAAAAUUGAUCAUCGGACAUUCCACAUGAAUAUUGUGGACAUCAACAGGUUCGAGGAGAAGUUACGUGAGGCAGAGCGGAGGCUAGGUAUCACAGUAGACAAUGGUGUACCUGUUAUAUACGAACGGAGCACUGACACUGCUGGAAAGCUACUUGCCUCCCUCAUUGUGGUUGGUCUUUUGUUAUCCAUGCUUUCACGGAGCCGCAGCCUGAGACCACCGAUCAGCAUGGAUGCCUUUACUCAACUUGGCCGGGCAAAGUUUACACUGGUUGAUCCAAUGACUGGUCCAGGGAAAGGAGUCCAUUUCUCAGAUGUAGCAGGUCUUCAAGAAGCAAAAAUAGAAGUUAUGGAGUUUGUUGACUAUCUAAAGAGACCUGAACAUUACAGGCGACUUGGUGCAAAGGUACCCAAGGGAGCAUUACUUCUUGGGCCUCCAGGAUGUGGAAAAACCCUUCUUGCCAAAGCUGUUGCAACAGAGGCUAAUGUUCCUUUCUUAUCAAUGAAUGGUUCAGAAUUUAUUGAGAUGAUUGGAGGCCUUGGAGCUGCAAGAGUGAGAGAUCUCUUCAAAGAAGCAAGAAAACGUUCUCCUUGCAUUAUAUAUAUAGAUGAAAUAGAUGCAAUUGGACGAAAAAGAAGUGGAGGAGUAGGUCAGUUUGAUGGAGGAGUUGGUGAAGGAGAACAGACUCUGAAUCAGCUAUUAGUGGAAAUGGAUGGAAUGGCAUCGAAGGAAGGUGUCAUCAUGCUUGCAUCAACUAAUAGGGCUGAUGUGUUAGAUAAGGCAUUACUUCGACCUGGUAGAUUUGAUCGUCAUAUCCUAAUUGACUUACCAACAUUUGAAGAGCGGAAAGAGAUUUUUGAGCAACAUCUCAAGAGCAUAUGUCUAUCAGAGCCUCCUGAGGUAUACUCUAAAAGACUUGCAUAUUUAACACCUGGAUUUAGUGGUGCUGAUAUUGCAAAUGUGUGUAAUGAGGCUGCACUCCAUGCAGCUCGAAGCAAACAAAAAUGUGUCACAGGGUCUGACUUGGAAUAUGCUGUUGAGAGACUUGUUGGUGGCACAGAGAAACGUACAAGUGUGAUGUCUCCAGCAGAGAAGCGAACUGUCGCCUAUCAUGAAGCAGGACAUGCUAUAGUAGGCUGGAUGUUGCCACACACUGAUGCACUGCUUAAGGUCACCAUUGUACCAAGAACCUCCUUAGCAUUGGGAUUCGCCCAGUAUACUCCCACUGAGCAGCGAUUGUACUCGCAGGAGGAACUAUUUGAACGGAUGUGCAUGGCAUUGGGUGGCCGUGUUGCUGAAUCUCUAACUUUUAACAAGAUAACUACUGGUGCUCAAAAUGACCUGCAAAAAGUCACGAAAAUGGCGUAUGCACAAGUGAAAAUAUAUGGCAUGAGCAAUACAGUAGGGCUCAUUUCUUUCCCAGAGGAUGAAUCACGUGAAAUUGGGCGUCGGCCGUAUAGUAAACGACUUGCUGCACUAAUUGACGAUGAAGUGAAUAAGUUAGUGGCUCGUGCUUAUAGCCGGACAGAACAGCUGCUGCUUGAGAAUUCUGACAAACUGAAACAGCUUGCUGAAGCUUUACUUAAAAGGGAGACACUUAACUAUGAUGAUGUAGUGGAAUUAAUUGGACCUCCGCCACAUGGGAAAAAGCGCCUCAUUGGCCCAGUGGAAUUUGAAAUGUCAAUCAGUAAAGAUGCUCGUAUGGACAAACCGCAAAAACAACCAGAGUCUCCUAGUGACCGUCAAGAACCAAGUGCAUCAUCAGUUGUAGGAAUUUGAAGAAGUUGCCAUCCAAACUAAUAAAAUUAUUUAUGUUAAACAUUAUAAUUAUUUAAGUUUAGGUCUCGUUCAUAUAUGCUGUUUAUCAUUUGAUAUGAUAGUUCAUGCAAAAUAGUAACAGUCAUCAGAAAAUAAAACAAAUUUGGUGUUCUACAUGAAGGCAGGUCAAGUUGUUGAUCUUUAAUAUCUGUAGGAAGUUGAAUAUCUUGUUAAGAGAAAUUGAUAGGUAAAAGCUAGAUAUUGUGGGAAUUAAGUAAAGUUUGGUGGCAAUGGUCAGAUGUGUGCAAGAUUAUCAACAUACCAUAUUUAUCCAAUUAUAAGACAAAUUUAUUACCCAAAUUCGUCAUUCAAAAAAUACGGGAUCAUCUUAUAUUCGCAGAGUAAACUUCUGCUGCUGAGGUCAACAGUUUUAUGUUGUUUAAUAGAAUACACAGGGAUAGUCUUACAUUUAUGAUGGACAUCUUAGAUUUAGAAGUGAAGCUUCGACUUUGGAGGUGACGCACAGAUUUAUUUCAAAUAAUUCAGAAGGGCAGAGCUUGACAAAUGGUACAUUCCAGCAGGCUUGAAAUUUUUCGUAUACACCAAAGGACUUGAUACAGUAUCGACAAUGCUGGAACAAUCAAAUGAAAUUUGACUCACAGUGCUUGUGCAAGAGAUAUGCAAGAAGCUAUGAACUAGCCAAGUAUAUUACUCUGAUUAAAAUUUGACAUUUUUGCGAAACACAAGAGGAAAUAGCAUUAAAUUUCAUCAUCUUACAAACUUUUGUUGUAUUUGAAUAGGUUUGCAAUAAACGUUCUCAUACGUAUGUGGAUAGGUGUACCCUAUACAAGCAUCAA